This is a messenger RNA of Drosophila innubila, 2698 nucleotides long. It is a transcript of the gene Vps11, whose product is annotated as vacuolar protein sorting-associated protein 11 homolog. The record is from RefSeq and is a predicted model, not a curated record. Bases 34 to 2661 code for a protein of 875 amino acids. Lineage: Eukaryota; Metazoa; Arthropoda; Insecta; Diptera; Drosophilidae. Gene Ontology annotation, molecular function: protein-macromolecule adaptor activity. Gene Ontology annotation, biological process: vacuole organization; organelle fusion; endosome organization. Gene Ontology annotation, cellular component: endosome; HOPS complex. The transcript has a single exon.
UGUUCUUAGUUUACACUCUCAUAAAUUGGCACUAUGAGUGUAUUGGAAUGGAAAAGCGUCGAACUGUUCAAAAUAAUAGCAUUAGCUUCUACCAGAUUACCGACUAUAACUGCUGGUAUUACGGCUCACUGUUCCAACUCAACCAAAAGUGUCAAUGGACCACCCGCUGCAACCACAACCUCAGUACUUUGUGACGAAAAUGGAUUUGUACAUGUUAUUUUUGAAAAUGAAAAAAAACAGAAGUCGAUUAGCUUUAAAUGCAAUAGCAGCCAACACCCAGUUAAAUUGUGUGCACUAACGACAAACAAUAUACUUGCCACAAUACAAGAGGACAACGAGAAAUGUUUAUUAUGGGUUCAUAUAUACGACCUAAGGAAUUUGACGAAAAAGGACUCGCAUGCAUGCAUCUCAACAAAAAGCGUCCCAACAAAAAAUGCAGCUACAUUUAUUCAAGUGGCGGUCGUGGGACCCGAGAAUGUACUUGCCCUAGGCAUAGGAUUCGAAAAGGGGGACAUUCUGCUGCACUUUGGUAAAAUUAGUCGCGACCUCUUGCUGAACUUUCGCCGUCAUAUUAUUGGGAUGAGCGCUGUAAAUGGAAUCCAAUUUGAGAACAAUCAUCACGAACAAUCAUCGGACAGUAAAGUUUACAUGUUUGUAACUUGCCUUGAUAAGACAUACUGCCUUAAAUUAAAUGAUAAAGGUAACGUGGAAUCCAAAUUCGAUCUUGAUAACGAUAACGAUAACAAAAAAAAAAUUCACAACCAUUGCUGUACUAUUUCUCAACCGAUCGGAUCCGAAUCUUUCCUCGUUGUCGGCCGAGAUGAUGCCAUAUUCUGUUUUACUCGUGAUGGCUUAGGACCCUGUUAUGCUAUUGGAGGGGAAAAGAGAUUCAUUUCAUGGAUAGGACAUCAUCUUGUCGUCGUAGUGAAGAACCUUUCUGACUUCGUGGUCAUAUGUAUGGAUGUUGAAAACAAAUUAAUUGUCUUCAACAAACGAAUUAAGGAUUUGCUUUGUGUUAUCAGUAUCAGUAAAAAUGUAUACCAUAUCAUAACUAAAGGGGAUAGUCUCAAGAACAGUUCCUUCAACAUAUACAAGUUGCAGGAGCACAAUAUCGCAAAUAAAGUAAAGCUUCUCAUUGCGAAGUGUAUGCACGAUAAUGCCCUUCGAAUAUUGGAAAGAUCCGAAAGUGACAACUGUGAGAAUGCAGCACAUGUGCGAUUGCAAUACGGCAAUAAUUUAUUAAUGAGAGGAUCAUUUAACAGAGCAGUCAGCGAAUUUGAGCAAACCAUUGGGGUCAUCAAACCAUACGACAUCAUUUCCAAACUGUUGUAUUCCAGACACAACGUUUAUCUAAAACAGUACUUAAGUAAGUUACUCAAAACUCAACACCAAACAAUCGACCAGAAAAAAUUGCUUGAAACGUGUAUUGAUCGCGAAAAACUCAGCUUGCGAAUUCAACAGUUGUGGGUGACUCGCAAUGAUAGCACUCACAUUGCUGAUUUUAAGCAAUUAUUGGUUGGAUCCAUAAAUUACUCAAGUCUAUUAAAUGCCACGAAUCAAUUGGAAAACAUAAUGUCGGUUUUUCAAAAUACUGACGAACAAGAAAUUUUCAAUUUUUUCCUUGAAUAUGGUAGGGAGCUGCUAUUAGUGGAUCGCAGUAUGGUUUUGGAGACCGUUCAAACAUUGGUAAAAAACGGACAGAUUACAAAUAUACUUCCUUUUUUAAUUAUUUUCUCAGAUCAUACUGAAUUUUGUGCAAGCUUAUUAGCUGACUUUAUAGAUCAUUUUUCCGAUCGGAACGAAAACGUUCAUUAUUAUUUGCUCGUUCUCUAUUUAGGUCUUUGGCGUGAAAAAAAAAUAUCAACACAGAAAAUUCAAGAAUAUUUAAAGCAAACACCUCUUAAAUCUGAAAUGGUGUUAAUAUUAUGUAAGGCUAAUUUAUUUAACAUUGAAUCAAAAGAUCAGCAAGAUAGUGUAGAGCCUGGGCCACUUACUUGUCACGAAGAAAGCAUUGAGCUUCAUAUUAAAGCAAAUCCGAAACUUGCAAACUUGCUAACAGUCGGUCCGCGAUCAUUGCUCUUGAUACUGCACAAAGUAUGUGGUAUGCAAAGCAUACAAAUUUUAGACAUUAGAUCACUUUUCAUAGAAAAGUUCAAAAAAAAUUUAAAUGACGCUAAAUCUGAGCUUCAAUGUAUUGAAAGCGUCAAAGAAGAAAUACAGAAAAACGGCACUCUACUAUCCCAAUUUAAAUUAAAUCCAAUCGAGUUCCGCAAUAGUUGCUGUGAUAUAUGCCGUCAAUCGUUGCACAUGCCCUCAGUCUAUUUUCUAUGUCAGCAUUCAUUCCACAAGGAAUGCAUACCGUAUAAUUAUAAUGCAACUUCUAAGGAGGACGCAACCCUUUGCUUUUUGUGCAACGACAAUAAUAAAUACAACUUGGUAUUAGAUAACGUCAAGUCUGGCGUUUCCACUAAACCUGAAGAUAUAAUUGAGGGUGUUUCAAAUGUUUUUGCUUCAGGCAUAGUAAAAUUAAGAGAUGGUGAACAGUUUGCUAAAACAGUUUGCAAGGAAGACGAAAGCCAUAAUGCAUUUACUAGUAAUACCAAAGAACAUCCCAAAAACCCAUUUGAUGAAAAUUAUGAUUCAAACUUUAAUUGUUUUUGAUUGUUUUUUGUACUCAAAAUUAUAAAACAACAUUGUA